This is a messenger RNA of Brassica napus (rape), 1312 nucleotides long. Its product is annotated as DNA-directed RNA polymerases II, IV and V subunit 9A. Bases 977 to 1312 code for a protein of 111 amino acids. Gene Ontology annotation, molecular function: DNA-directed RNA polymerase activity; zinc ion binding; nucleic acid binding. Gene Ontology annotation, cellular component: RNA polymerase II, core complex. The transcript is spliced from 4 exons. The record is from RefSeq and is a predicted model, not a curated record. Gene Ontology annotation, biological process: DNA-templated transcription; maintenance of transcriptional fidelity during transcription elongation by RNA polymerase II; transcription-coupled nucleotide-excision repair. Lineage: Eukaryota; Viridiplantae; Streptophyta; Magnoliopsida; Brassicales; Brassicaceae.
AAUAAAUGGGUCUUAACAAACUUAGCCAUUUAAAACCCAUUUAAAUAAAUGGGUCUAAAUGGACAUUUUUUUUUUUAAACCCAUUAAAAAUCCGCUAACAAAACCCAUUAUAAAAUCUCUAGACCCGUCCAACAAUGGAUAUAUUGGAGAUUAUUCUAGAUCCUAAAAUAUAUAUAUUUCCAAUAACCAUUUUUCAACAGAUUCAGACCGGGGUGGACAAAAAACCCAAACCGAACCGAUCCAAACCAAACCAACCGAAGUUAAACCGAUCCAAACCAAACUGUGCUCUUUACAUAACCCAAUUGGUUCAUGUUUUACUCAACCCGAAUGGUUUGGUUUGGUUUGGGUUCAAAACGAACCAAACCAAUAAUCCAAUAUAUUUUUAUCUAUAUAUAUAUAUAUAUAUGUAAACAUAUUGUAUAUUGUAGUUAAAGUUUUGUUUUCCAUUUUUUCUUAACUUCCAUAUAUUUUUAAAAAAAUCCAAAUAUGAUUCAAAUAAUCCUAAUACCUAAAGAUUGUACUGAAAACAAAACCUAAAAACUAUAAGCAUCUAAAUCGUAGCCAUCUCGUUUCGUUCAUCUUCUCCAAUUCUCAUUCUCUAAAUUAUGUAACAGUUAUUAUAGGAUCAAUAAAAACAAAAAGGUUGAUGCAAAUAGUAUUUUAGUUAAGAGGUUUUGGAAUGCUUACAAGUCUUUGUUACGCCAAUUAGAUUACAAAUAGUCUGCUCUUUGCUUAUUAUGUAUUUCUUCCUUUGACGUGGUUAAGAGUUUUGUCAUCGAACUUGUUUUUUGUUUCAUAGAUUUUUAAAGAAAACCAAACUAAAUCUAAACCAAACCGAACUAAAUCGAACCCAAACCAAAGCUACUUUGGUUUUAAUUGGGUUGAGUUUUAUAAAACCCAAAUUAACCAAACCAAACCGAACCCGAAACUAAACCGAUAUGCCCACCCUAUCAGACGUCAUGAUAUAAGUUAUACUAUGAAAUUUUGUCGCGAAUGUAAUAACAUUUUGUAUCCAAAGGAGGACAAGAAGCAAAAGAUCCUCCGCUACGCUUGCCGUAAUUGUGAUUACCAGGAAAUAGCUGAUAACUACUGUGUCCACAGAAACGAAGUUCAUCACUCUGUAAGUGAAAAAACUCAGAUCCUAACGGACGUGGCUUCUGACCCGACUGUUCCCCGAACCAAAGAUGUGCGUUGCGCAAAGUGUCAGCAUAGAGAGGCCGUCUUCUUUCAGGCUACGACUAGAUCUGAAGAUGGAAUGGCAUUGUUCUUUGUAUGCUGCAAUCGGAAUUGCAGCCAUCACUGGAGAGAUUAA